CGCGUUUUUCCCGCAAAGCCGCAAAGAUGUGCCGUUCCCGCCCCCCCACAACGGCUCCAUACAGUGGCCCCUGGUGACAACAGAGCUCUGCGACCCCCAUUAUCCAAUUCAUUUACAAAAUUGCACUCAACCACUCCCAAGCUUGCAUGGCGAAGCGACUUGCCUACACCAUCACGCACGCGCCACAGCGUCUCAUCGCAGGGUUGCAGACUCGGGCCACGAUCGGUCCGUGUGCCGCGAUCCACGAACUGUGGCACCAAUUCUGCUCUAACGUCGGAGCCAAGCAGUCGUACGGUGUCUGUUACGACUUCAUGGACGGUGUGUACACGUACCUGGCUGGUCUGGACGUGAAGGUCGGCGAGCCAUUGCCGGACGGAUGGGUCUCGAUAGCUGUCCCAGAGCAAUCGUUCGCCGUUUUUGAGCACAACGGGGACCUGUCCACCAUCAGCAACACUUGGAGUGCCAUCGUAGACUCGGACGACGGCAUCAAGUCGAUUGAGGGGGAGGCGUGGGACCAUUCGGCGCCGACGCUGGAGGUGUUCCCGAGCAACUUCAAGAACGGCGGCGGCCCCGUCACGAUUUGGAUCCCCCUUGUACCCAAAGCGACCUGAGGCAGUUCGUGUCGUACUAAUGAGAAUAUUGGACAUGUACUAAUUACUAGUACAUACUAAUGAGAACUUAGUACAUUUGCAAUUUUUGCAAUGGAGCGAUUGGAUUGGCU
Messenger RNA from Aphanomyces invadans, 721 nucleotides. RefSeq lists its product as hypothetical. The coding region runs from base 147 to 611 and encodes 154 amino acids. The transcript has a single exon. The record is from RefSeq and is a predicted model, not a curated record. NCBI's taxonomy places the organism in Eukaryota, Oomycota, Saprolegniomycetes, Saprolegniales, Verrucalvaceae.